CGGGCACCGCAGAGCGAGGGGGGUCGGAGCCCGGCUACAGCAGCAGCGUCUCCGCCCCGGGACGGCGCUGGCCACCCUGCCCGGCCAGCGCGCUCCGAGCUGGACCCCUGAAACGCAGCCGGGGAGCUGGUGAGAGCAUCUGGGGAGCCUGUGGGACCAGCAGGAGAUCUUCCAAGCAAGGCCCCAUGGAGAAUGAGACCUUGGCCUUUGGACCCCCUCUGGGCAACAGCAGCGUCAACCAGACGCUAGGGAAGAUGCCCCAGCACCCCAUGGAGCUGCAGGUGGUGACCAUCCUGCUGGUGCUGCUGAUCUGCGGGGUGGGCAUCGCAGGGAACAUCAUGGUGGUAUUGGUGGUGCUGCGCACCAAGCACAUGGUGACCCCCACCAACUGCUACCUGGUGAGCCUGGCUGUGGCGGACCUGAUUGUGCUGCUGGCGGCGGGGCUGCCCAACAUAUCGGAGGUGGUGGCCUCGUGGGUGUACGGCUAUGCUGGCUGCCUGUGCAUCACCUACCUGCAGUACCUGGGCAUCAACAUCUCAGCGUGUUCCAUCACCGCCUUCACAGUGGAGCGCUACAUCGCCAUCUGCCACUCCAUCAAAGCGCAGCUGCUCUGCACCGUGGCCCGAGCCAAGCGCAUCAUCGCUUGCGUCUGGCUCUUCACCUCCCUCUACUGCAUGAUGUGGUUCUUCCUGGUGGAUACUGCCCAGGCUACCUUCUCAGACGGGGCACAAGUCAGCUGUGGCUACAGGGUCUCUAGGAACCUAUACCUGCCCAUCUAUUUCCUGGACUUCACUGUCUUCUAUGUCAUCCCGCUGGGGCUGGCCACUGUCCUGUACGGCCUCAUUGCCCGCAUCCUCUUCAUGAGCCCCCUGCCUGCCACCCCCCAGGACCCCGACAGGCUCAGCUCCAUGCACCGGGGCAAGCCGCCCAACUCCAGCUCCAUGAAGCUCUCCUGCCAGGGCAACAAGGGAGCUCUGAGCUCCAGGAAACAGGUGACCAAGAUGUUGGCUGUGGUGGUGAUCCUCUUUGCCCUGCUGUGGAUGCCAUAUCGCACAUUGGUGGUGGUGAACUCCUUCCUGGACCCUCCUUACCUCAACAUCUGGUUCCUCCUCUUCUGUAGGAUGUGCAUUUACCUGAAUAGUGCCAUCAACCCAAUCAUUUACAACCUGAUGUCUCAGAAAUUUAGAGCAGCCUUCAAAAAGUUAUGCAAAUGUGAACAGAAAAGGACUGAGAACCCCACCCAAUACAAUGUUCCGGUGUACUAUAGUGUCAUGAAGGACUAUUCUCAUGAGGAGUCCGAUCAUGACGUCACAGAACAAGAAGAUCUAAAUGGUUUCCCCGCAACAGUGAAGAAAAGUAAACUUUACAGAUAAACGUGGUGACCAUGAAACAGCACAGACUUUGGGAAGUACGUGGUUGUAUUUUACACUGUCUGGAACAUCCUCUUGAAAAUUGUUUCUGCCAUAUGCAGAGAGCACACAACAAAAUUAAUUAAAGAGCUCUCUAGGUCAUUUAACAAAAUAGAUUCGUAGAGGGCAAAUUAAUUUGUUUUUCCUGAGUGCUAAUUUAUUCACAAUCAGUAUUGUGUGUUAGAAUUUUACCAGCAUUUUGCAUGGUCUGUAGUUAAUGUGGUGGUGCAAUUACAUUUCCUGUUAUGCACAAAUAUUUUCAUUUGUUGGGCCUAAUCAAGGCUUGCACAGGAAACCUAAGAAAAUCCAGGUGCUGUGGGGGUUGUACAAGGUCUUCAGUAGGAUAUCUUUUCUCUGAACCAAUGCCUCCCAAGCGGUAGUAAGGGGCACUGUGUUGCUGAAGUGUCAUCUUUCUGGUGGGACAUAGAACCGAGACCCAGGCCACUUGAAGUCAUUAAAUGAAGAUCCCAUAGGAUCUUUCAAUAAUAGGAGAGGUGUCAGCUCCAUUGUCCUGGCCAAAUUCCAAUUUGGAAAAUUUUAUUCUUCCUACUUAAAGUCUCUCCAGUAUCUACAAUUGCAUAUAGUACUCUUCCUUUUCUGUUCUGCUGUAACCUAUAGUGUGGUGUUGCUGUUUACUAUUGAAUAACUGCAUUUCAGUGGUAAGCAAAAUGAUUGUGUUAGAUACCAUAAAUAAUUUGUAAAAGUUUGUAAAGUGGCAUGGGACCUUUUGUGAUGAAUGGUACUAUGUAAAUGUAUAAUAUUAUUAUUUUGAAUUGUUGUUACACUCUAAGAAGAUAAAUGGAUAUUCAGAAUUGUACAGUUCAAUGAAACUAUCCAGUGGAGCAUGUCUCAUACUUGCAAGAUAUUAUUUGGACUAGAUCAAAAAGCACAGAAGAUUGCAAAUGAUUAAAAGGAACAUUCUGAAUCCUGGGAAUUCUUAGGGAAGAUUUUGCUCCAUAAAAUAAAUGGCAGCCAUUGGUAAUCCUGGUGAGUGAUAGAGACUUUGUCAGACUCUCUCCAUACAUUGGAAAUUGUUUCGUCACUGUGUGGCAUCUUAAAGCUCCAUAUCCUCAAAUUAGAAAGGGACAGUACAGUACAUCUAGAGCACAAAUGUGCAGCUAUCCAGCUGUACAUGUACAGAAGAGAACUGUUCUGAGAACCAAACUGGCACUUCAUUCUGACCUAUCUGAGGACUAUACAGCAUAUAUUUGUUUUUGGUCUGAUAUGUGGCUGCGUAUUAUACUGUCUUUUAUUUAACUAUUCCAAAAUAAUUAUAAGGCAAAGAAAAUGUUUAAAAAAUGCAAAUUGUUGUUUCAGAUGCAUAUUGUAGAAAUGUUUGUUUGGGAAUUUAUGAACAAAUGUACUUCAUGUGCUAACAGCUGGCCUGUCAUUAACGUAUAUGGGUCUUUAGGAACCAUCUUUCUCAUUACUGUUAUCACUGGGAGUUCUGCUCACUGAUUUUAAAUCAAAGCAUCAAUUGGAUUCUACAAAGAGAACUGGAUAGAAUUACCAUGGCUACAGCAUGUGAAAAUUGUACCAAAGGAGCAAGUAAAAGACACAUCUUACAGGAGACAAUUCUUCUCUAAUCUUAAUAUUUUAUGGCACUAAGUAGAGGUUAAUAAUAAGAUUAACAUGCAGCUCAGAGUAGAACAACUGCCACCACACAAAAUCAUCAGGUGUAAAGAUCUCAAAAACAGUGGUAGGCACAUGGAAGGUAUGAUAGAAACUGUGCCAUGAUUGAUGACCUCACAUUAAAAGUAG
Gopherus flavomarginatus (Mexican gopher tortoise) is the source of this 3170-nucleotide messenger RNA. RefSeq names its product thyrotropin-releasing hormone receptor-like. Gene Ontology annotation, biological process: phospholipase C-activating G protein-coupled receptor signaling pathway. The transcript is spliced from 3 exons. Lineage: Eukaryota; Metazoa; Chordata; Testudines; Testudinidae. The record is from RefSeq and is a predicted model, not a curated record. The coding region runs from base 186 to 1373 and encodes 395 amino acids. Gene Ontology annotation, molecular function: thyrotropin-releasing hormone receptor activity. Gene Ontology annotation, cellular component: membrane.